AACAAUCUUUAGCUUGCUUAUUUUAUACUUACAGGUUUCAUCUUUUGAAUGUCGUAUGACAUACCUGGAGUUCAUCAUUUUUUGGUUGCUGUCGAUCUACUCACAUACGACUGAAAACCCAAAGGUUUGGGAACAGGAGCAAUUAUCACCACCAGUGUUUAUUGUCGGCACUCACAAAGAUAAGCUACCAGGAAAUGAAGAACAGAAAAAUGAACUUGCAAAAGAGAAGUUUGCAGUAAUUAGGGAGGCAUUAAGAGGAAAACUAUACCGGGGCCAUGUAGUGAAAAAGUACUAUGCAAUUGACAACAGCCUUAGGGCACCCCUGGAUGAAGCUAUUGUUAAUCUAAGGGACCACAUCACCAAGGUUACUAAGCUAGAGAAAUACUUGGAGCACAGAUUCCCCAUAAAGUGGCUUCACUUUUGGCAUGAGAUUGAGCAGUUGGGCAAAAACCAAAUUAACUUCGCAGAGGUAAAAGAUCUAGCUGCGAAUAGUGGUAUCAUCAAAAGAGAACUUGUGUUUGCUUCAUUGCAUUUAUAUCAUGACCUUGGAAACAUUGUCUAUUAUGGUAAACUUGAUACACCAGAGAGCCUCCUCAAUGAUAUAAUCAUACUGAAUCCGCAGUGGUUGAUAUUGGUCUUCAGCAAAGUGUUUACAGUCAAUGUUUCCUCUAACAAAUAUUCCCAUUUCGAAAGUUCAUUGGAAAGACUUGAUGAUCAUGGAAUCUUGGAAGAAAGGCUACUCAGACACAUGUGGCAUGAAUUUCUCGACCUGUUUGAAUUCUUGUUAAAGCUAAUGCAGAAGUUUGACUUGCUGUGUUUGAAUACUCAAUCUCAUGAGAUGCCAGCUGAUGUUGUCCAAUCAACCGAGGAAGGCAUCCGGCUCUUUUAUGUACCAUCCCUGCUAAAGAAGCAAGAUGAUGAAACGGUGUGCAAAGAUCAGCCGGUGGCAUCUCAGUCAAUGGUCAUCCUGUACAUUGACUUCGAUGGGUUCCUACCUGAAGGCAUAUUCUACCGACUUGUUGUAACAAUUAAGCUUACUACAGUUGAAAGUGGUAGUGAUGAAGAAGAUGAAGAGGAUGAUGUUGAACUUGACCCAGCCACUUGCAAGAUGCUGUGGAAUCUCUUGGAUGAGCACCUACAGUACCUAGGCCGCAACUGGAUGAAACGCAUUAGUUAUGGCUUCUACAUUCCUUGUCAAUUUUGCAAGAACACAGACUGCCUCAAACUGGAGAGAUUUAUUGCAGCUAAAAAAUGUGUUCAGUGUAAUGAGACAUAUAAGGGGAUGAGGAUUAAACGAAUUAAAUACUUGUUUGGUGAAUGCAGAACCAAGACAG
Molecule: messenger RNA, 1334 nt
Organism: Anneissia japonica
Lineage: Eukaryota; Metazoa; Echinodermata; Crinoidea; Comatulida; Comatulidae
Exons: 7
Source: RefSeq, a predicted model, not a curated record